AUGGUGAGUAAUCGGCUUACAGCUUUGGUCACAGGAGGUGCCUCUGGCAUUGGGGAGGCGACGGCGCGCAAACUUGCGAGUCGUGGUACCUCGAUCGUACUUACCGACGCGAACGAGGUCCUGGCAGAGGAGAAGGGACGGGAUAUCGAAAAGGAAUUUGAUGUGCCAUUGCGUAUACUGCUGGUAUCUCUGGAUCUCGACUACGCCGCAAACUGCGCAGGGUAUGUGAGAGUGUUUGGGAGGAAGAGGAGAGCGUUUCCACCGAGCUCUUCGACCGUCAAUACCCAGGGUCUUUGGCUCUGCCAAAAGUACCAAGCCUUGCAAAUGCGAAAAAAGUAGUAGCAGCCACGGACUGUCAACUUCUCGCCUAUUUCGCCGGUUACCAUACCGCCCCCAAGGGGAGCAAUUACGAACGUCGCUUCGAUCUCUGGGCUGCGGGCCAGGCGCAUUGCCGCCUAAACAUCGAGCGAAAAUGCCGCAGUCGCCGUCACGAAGAACGGUGCGAAGUUCUAUGGGCCGGACAGCGUCCGUUGCAACGCGAUAUGCCCUGGCUGGACGAUGAUGGCCAUGAUCGCAAAGAGUGUGGGCAAGGUGGGCGUGCCCGGUACUGAAGAGAACAAAGAAUCAUCGGUUUCGCGAGAAAUGGCAAUAAAACGGAUGGUAUUCCCGCAGGGCAGGCCAAUGUGCAAUCUUUCUUACUCCGUGAUGAAAGCAGCUACAUGAAUGGUUCAAUCGUUGUGUGUGACGGUGGAUAUCGCGAUAUUAGG
Molecule: messenger RNA, 767 nt
Organism: Cladophialophora psammophila CBS 110553
Lineage: Eukaryota; Fungi; Ascomycota; Eurotiomycetes; Chaetothyriales; Herpotrichiellaceae
Exons: 3
Coding region: 1-339 (112 amino acids)
Source: RefSeq, a predicted model, not a curated record